UCUCUCAGUCACUCAGUGUGCACUCUGCUCGGAAAUCCGCGUUAUAUUAUUUCAUGCUUGUGUUUUUUUUUUGUGUGCGUGCAAAUUUAUUACAGAAAAUCUAUGUGAAUGCCGCAACGGAUGUCCAACAUUGAACAUUUGAAACGCAACGCCAGUGUUGAGAGCAAAGAAUCGCGAAUUGUUUAAUUCAGCACCAAGCAACACACAAAUUUGCAGUGCGUGUGUUUUGUUAUUUUAUAUUCUGCUGCGCCUGCCGCCGGCUUGCCGUUCACCCCGCUCGCCCCGCCACCAAUAAGAAAAUUGCGCGUGUGUAUUUUUCGCGCUUUUCGAGUUCCUUGCUGUUGUUAUUGUCGUUGUCGUCGAUGUGUGUGUCGAAGUAAUUGCAAAUAAAAUAAUGGAUCUAUUUGAUAUGGUGCGCGCAGCGCCGCCACCAAAAAACAUUCGAGAACGUUCAACAGCAGCCAAGGAUACGGAUGAGGACAGCAGAGGUAUAACAAGUGAUGAGCCACUAGACACCGCAUUAGAUGAUGAUGACAGUGAGGAUGCGGCCAUAAGGCUAGCGGUAGACAGCGUGCAGCUAAAGAUAGAUGAGUCGGAAAACGACGAGACGGAGAAGCCAGACAGCGAUUUACUCGAUGCGGGUGCGGAUGCAGACGCGGACGAGGUGGAGAUGGAGGUGGAUAAUGAUGGUGAGCUGUUGCAGCCGUUGCCGCCUAAGACCAAGGCUCAACAAAAAAUGUUUGCAGACGUGCAGCCGCCCACGAAGCGCAGGAGGUCGCGUACAGAAGCUGCAACAAAGUCUACUCCAACAGCAGUUUUAGCUGGGUUUUCACUGAAACAGUGUGUUGUGCGCAUCAAGCGCCUGACUCGCGACGAGAUCGAAGCACAUCGACCGAUGACAACGACGCCGUCGCCACCAAAACGUGGACGACCUCGCAAGCGACGCGCUCGAAACAACAACGUCGCAACAACAGCAAAAAACAUUCGGUAUCGCCGCCCAAAAAAGUCCAAGUUGAGUUCGAGUAAAGUGCACAUCAAGUUGCGACCGAAUGGCGGCGAUAAGCACAGCGAGCUACCAAAAUUCACGCGCGCCCAGACGCCGCCAGCUCGCACACCAAGUAAGUCACCCUCAAAAGUGGCCACCACAACAAAAACCAGGCGACGACCCAAUGUGCCCGGCUUUGUUAGCAAGAAAACGAUCCAGCGUUAUGGCAAACGUUUCUUCAACUGCGUUGUGAUUGUGAAGCGCCUCAAACAUUCCCCUAAUAUUCAGAGCAACAUCAACGCAGCAACCAGCAGCGGCAACAAGUCCAACAAACGCAAAUCGAAAUCCAAUUUAUCGGUAUCGUUUAGCGAAGCUGUCGAAAUCUUCGGCUCAAGUCCUCGCAAAUCCUCCUCAGCAUCGUCCUCGAGAACUGUGCCAACGCGUCUGCAGCGUGUGGAUGCCACAGGCAAUGUGGUGGAAGACAUUGAGUUGCCCCGCUUGUCAGCAUCAUCAGCGACAACAACAACAACACAAUGCGACAGCGCCACAAAACGUUCGCGUGCCACCAGCGGCAGCAGCUGCAAUGGACGCGGCAAGCGCAGCGGCAAAUCAAAGCGUUCGUUGCGUGUGCCAGUCUCUGGGCUGGCGAGCUUAAGCAUCGAAGAUAGCCAGGAUGCGAAUGCAGACGAUGAGUACAUAGUGCCGAAUGAAUUACCUGAACAUCCGACAAAGUCGGGCGUGCGUCGCUCUGGCACUCCAAAUCCGACUGUGAAACGCGUCACGACCACCACCACCAUCAGCGAUGAAGAUGACGUUGACGAUGACGAUGCAGUCGAGCCAGAGCCUGCGACAAAUGUUAAACGCGCUGUGGCAUCCAGUCGUGAUGCCAGGCUAGCGAAGCGCGCUAGCGAUGUCAAACCGCCAACUGAACAUCCAAAACCUGCCGCUAAACGCUCAAGGGACAAAACCUCGGAACCUUUGGCAGAGUCAACAGCAAAGUCGCUGGCUGUUGAAACAGACGAAGAACCAGAGGCUGAGACAGCAGCUGACACGUCAGUAAAAAGCGAAACGUUAGACGAAGAAAAUGCUGUUGUGGCUAAAGAGUCAGCAGAAGAAGAAGCUGCUGCUAUUGAAACUGCUAUUGAUGCCGUGGAACAGGAACUGGAGAAACUGCAAAAGGAACGAGAUGGGGAAGCAACUAAAGCAGUGGCGAACAAAGAUGAGGAUAAGGCUGCUGAUGAAGUGAAGACGGACGACGCAAAGCUCACAAAAGAUAUGAAAGAGGAUGAGGAAGAGCUGCUAGAGCAGCCGUUGCAGCUGCACAGCGACGAAGAUGACGAGGCCAAGCCCGAGUUGCCCACAGUGAAGUCGGAUGACAAGUCGCUGGAUACUAACCCACAGCAGGACGAAGACAAACUGAAGACGACGACGACGACGGUGAAGGCGACAACGACGACAAAAUCAGAAGCCGAGUCAAAAGUGAACAAGCCGCGUGAUUUGCUAUCGCCGGCAUCGCUGGAUGUCACCACUGAUGACAUUUUGGAGAUACAAACCUCACUUGAAGAUGAACGCUAUCUAACGCUCAACUCACCUUGUCUCUCCCUCACCCAACGACGCGAUCGCGAUCUACGCUUAGAGUCGCCCGAUUCAAAUGCGAGCUUCAAGUCGGCCCAACACAUCGAGAUAAAUGAGGAUGAUGUGCCGACACCGCUGCGCGUGGAUCCGCCCGAUUUGGCGGAUGACUUAAUGUCACCCUCAUCAUCCUCAGUUGCCGCCACACAACAACAGCAAAAGGAGGAUGAGGAAGAGGGAGAGGGAGAGGAGGAGCAGGGUCAGGAGCAGGAGCAGGAGCAGGAAGAAGAUCAAGAGCAUAACAUAUUCAAUGGCAGCGAAGUGGUGGCCAGCGGUUCUAGUUUGGGACAAGAGACAUUUUCGGCACUGGAUGAAAUGCCCAAUCUGGAUGUCGAUGAGCUGGGUCAGCUUGUUGAGCCAGACUAUCAAAUGAGCAACAGCCGUAAUGCCAACUCCAGAGAUACUCCGGAUGAUAUUAUGAAACUGUUAGAGUCUUAGGUCCAGUCAAGUGAAGUCUUAUAGGCAGCUUAAAAAAUACUAUAGUAAAAAGGCAAAGGAAAACAAAAGCAAAAGAACGUGUCAAACAAACAACAAAGUUAAGCAUAGAACAGACAACACAAACACAAACACAUACACAUAUUAACAUACUCUCAAUCGCUUUCACAUCUUUCUGUCUCGCUCUUAAUCGAGUAUAUUUCUGGCAAUCUAUCUGACUCUUACGCAGCAUCCAUCACAACUCGAUCGCCAUAUUUUGGGUGUUAUAUUUAUAAUAUAAUAUCAUGUAUGUUCGAAAGUCUCCAGAAUUAGUUAUAUAGUUCAACUAUGUUAGUUUUCGUAUAUAAGUAUUUUUGGAAAAUUGUUUGGCUCCUUUGUUUUUGAAAUGUUUUCUUUUUUUUUAACAUGAACUAUAUAACUUCAAUGUUAGUCACUCAGCGCACUGAAACAGUAUAUCUAAAUGAAAUUUUUGAUUGUUUUAUAUAUUUAAUUAUGCUUGCCCACUAUGGGUGCUGAACUUAUUUAUACUGGGAAAUGAAGUAUAGAAGUUCAAGUAUUUCGCUUGGUUGGUUUGUGGGCGUAGAGUAGAGUAACUCGAGAGCUAUUCUUUAACUUCGCUCACUUCCAUUAACACAGCUCUAGUCCGCCGAGCUCUUGACACAAUAUUGCAGAUUACAAAAUCGAGCACGGUUCAUACACACACACACACACACAAACGCAUUAACACAGUCACACAUUCAGUUAGUUUAUAUCGCUGCACAGACACACAGACACAAACACACACAUCAUCAAUACACAAAAAUAAGAAAGGAUAAAAAUUAUCUUGUAACUGCUCUGAUUUAGAAUUUACAAUACGAAGAAGCUGUAAAUCUAAUUGAUGUAUUAUUUAAUAAAUAAAAGUCGAUAUGUAAAUGGAUAGACUAAAC
Drosophila nasuta is the source of this 3978-nucleotide messenger RNA. It is a transcript of the gene HP5, whose product is annotated as Heterochromatin protein 5. NCBI's taxonomy places the organism in Eukaryota, Metazoa, Arthropoda, Insecta, Diptera, Drosophilidae. The record is from RefSeq and is a predicted model, not a curated record.